Anguilla rostrata (American eel) is the source of this 1254-nucleotide messenger RNA. It is a transcript of the gene rpp40, whose product is annotated as ribonuclease P/MRP 40 subunit. Gene Ontology annotation, biological process: tRNA 5'-leader removal; tRNA 3'-end processing; endonucleolytic cleavage in ITS1 to separate SSU-rRNA from 5.8S rRNA and LSU-rRNA from tricistronic rRNA transcript (SSU-rRNA, 5.8S rRNA, LSU-rRNA). The transcript is spliced from 8 exons. Gene Ontology annotation, molecular function: ribonuclease P activity; ribonuclease MRP activity. NCBI's taxonomy places the organism in Eukaryota, Metazoa, Chordata, Actinopteri, Anguilliformes, Anguillidae. Gene Ontology annotation, cellular component: multimeric ribonuclease P complex; ribonuclease MRP complex. The coding region runs from base 166 to 1251 and encodes 361 amino acids. The record is from RefSeq and is a predicted model, not a curated record.
CGCCGGUGAGUCCGCCUUUCAGAAGGUUGCAAUCUUGCUAUUGGUUAAGUAUACGAAUAGAGGAGAAACAGGAACUGCAAAUACCCGUGAAGAUCUUCAAAUAGUAUUGUCAAACUACUAAGAAAGUAUAGUUAAUUCAUGAGUAGAUAAUUGUCGCUGUCAGCAAUGUUUACGAAUUUAGAGAAAUGUCCAAGGAAUUUACUUAUCUGUGAGAAAUCCAGUUUCUUGAAUGAAAAAUCUCGUCAUGCCACACACGUGGCUAAGCACUUUUUUAACUACAAGGUGUCUGUUUUAAUACCGGAGUGUGGAAUUAUUCCAUCUGGGCUGAGAAGUGUUGUCAGCAGCUUCUCAAAAUAUUAUCUUUUGAAGAAUUUACCUGUGUAUAAACUGCUUGAGGAAGAGUUUCUGGAGAAAGUUGCAAAGAAAGGCUGUCUGUAUGCACUAUCUUACAAGACCAGAAUUGACCAAGACAACACCUUUGCCCUUCUCCCAACUGGACAGGUGAUAUUGUCUGUUGAUAAGGACACAUAUGAGGAGCUGGGUCUUGAAGGCAAGGCCUCACAAUACAACCACAGACAGCCAAUGAGAUAUGUGGUGACCAUUGACCUGACGGAUAAGUCUAUGGCCGCUGGUGGGAAGCGGUACAAACGGGUGAUGUGGGCCUUGCAAGAGAAGGUGCAAUUAACAAGUGAUUUCCUGCUGGCCAGAUAUAGCACAGGGGGUGAUGGUGAGGACUUGCUUCAGUCCUUCUUCUCUCAGUAUAGCUGUAAAGAGCUCAGACCCUCCAUCAGCUCCCAGACCUUUAAGAACCUGCCGUGCCCUUCCCUGGACCCCAAUGACUUGCGCGGGGACACUCGAUCAUGUGACCCACAGCAGUUCCUGGAGUGGCUGGGAGCCGUUACCAUGGAUAUAAGUUGUAACAAUGAGGCAGCCAGCUUUGUAUCUGCAUAUUGCUGUCCAGAGCCACAGAGCUCUGUAAGUCAAGCCCUGCUCUGCAGCACCACAGGCCUGCUCCUGCCAGAGGACAUACACUCCCUGCUAGAGGAGCUGCGGCGGUACUUCGACGAGCCCAGGUUCACGUCGUGGCUGUCGGUGACGGUGCAUGGUUUUGCAGACAGUCCCGUCUCCUGGGGUGGCACCGAGCAUGGCUUCCACAAGGGUGGGGAGAACUUCUACACUUUUGUACUGUUCAAGAACCAAGACUACUGGCUGCACAUGGCCACUGGGGCUAAUGAUGGUUGCCCUCCCUAAAAU